Messenger RNA from Acytostelium subglobosum LB1, 345 nucleotides. RefSeq lists its product as hypothetical. The transcript has a single exon. Bases 1 to 345 code for a protein of 114 amino acids. Lineage: Eukaryota; Evosea; Eumycetozoa; Acytosteliales; Acytosteliaceae. The record is from RefSeq and is a predicted model, not a curated record.
AUGAUUGGUGAUCUUGAUCUGCCUCUUCCACCUCCUCGUCUCAUGAUUGGUGACCUUGAUCUUGACCUCCUUCCGCCACCAACGCCACCACCUCUUCUCAUUGGGGGUGGCGGUGAUCUCCUACCGAGAGGAGAGCGAGAUGGUCUCCUGCCAAGUGGUGAUCGUCGCAUUGGUGAAGGUGAUCGUGACAUUCUUCUGCGUCUGUCUGGUGAAGGUGAAGGAGAGUAUCGACCUCUUCUGAUUGGUGAUCUGCCACCACCACCAUAUCUUGGUGAUGGUGAUCUCCUGACACCACCAUAUCGUGGUGAAGGUGAUCUGGAGUUGAGCCUUCUCCUUGGACUGUAG